Molecule: messenger RNA, 1074 nt
Organism: Guillardia theta CCMP2712
Lineage: Eukaryota; Cryptophyceae; Pyrenomonadales; Geminigeraceae
Exons: 1
Coding region: 1-1074 (357 amino acids)
Source: RefSeq, a predicted model, not a curated record
AUGAUCACGGUGCCGCAGGCGGGGAGCCAUCCUGAUUUGGACCGCUGUGGUGUCAAUACUCCGCCUCCUUACGAGGUGCGGUGGGGCUCUUCCGACCCCUGGAUGUACCAGCCCAGGGUGGUGGAGACGUACUUCUUCCCUGUCAGUUUCUUCAUCCUGUUCUUCAUCUGUAUCACGAUCUUCGCAGACGUACUUCUUCCCUGUCAGUUUCUUCAUCCUGUUCUUCAUCUGUAUCACGAUCUCUACAGGGCGAUCAUGUUGGGUGCAUUCAUAGACGCGCUUCAGAAGGGCCUGCCCCGCUACGAUCGCUGGAUCGAGUACGCGCUCUCGUCCUCCUCAAUGAUCAUCGUGAUCUGCCUCUACACUGGGACGACGGACGUGUGGGUGCUGACCUUCGUGUCCCUUGCGCAGUCGGUGAUGUGCUUCCUAGGGUAUGUCGUCGAGGCGGCGGACUACGUGGCCUCGAAGGAGUGCCACUUGAAGGAUACGGAAAGCAUUCCGGAUGAGAAAAUCGAGCCCGGAGAAUACAACAACAACACAGAAGAGAGUGAGAUGGCAUUCAGGGGGGUGUGGGGUUCCGACCGCACGAGCGCGGUUAUCGUCCCCGUGCGGCUUAACAUGCCGUGGCAGAAGGGGCCGGUGGUCAGGCCUGCUUACAGGACGAUUGGGAGUGAGAUGAGUGCAUUACGGGGGGCACAGGGGGUGGACCCGAAGGACCUGAAGAAGAUAAUGGAUUACGUGAAGGGGCUGGCGUUCUUAUUCGGGAUGUACUUAUUCGUGAUGAUAUGGUUCUACAUCGGCAACAGCCUUUUUGGAGACUACAUGGGGAAAUUCAACUGCCUCAAUAACAAGAACCUUUUCAGCUACACAGUCUUUCCACUCCUUAUCUAUAUUUUCGAGUUAGUUCUUUUCUUCACCUUCGCCGCGGCGCAGAUCUACUUCCACUUCAUCCAGGAUGAGGAAAAUAAGGCCUCCGGUUACCGACGGGAGUAUGCCUACAAUAUGCUGAGCACGUUCUCCAAGGCGUUUUUGGCCAUCAUUCUCAUCGCCCAGUCGGCGGUGUUCAGCGUUUAA